AUGAAGGACAUUGGGAUUCUCUUCAAACCAGACACGGCAGCACCUCAGGCGGCCUGGGCUGUACAGUUAUAUCUUGCGGAGGCACCAAGAUUCUACGGUUCAUCAUCAAGAUUUCCAUUUGGAGCAAAUGGCGGACAACUGUGGUUCGGCCAAUCGGACCUCUCACCUGAUCAGAUUUUGACAUCACAGGAUAUCAUUAUGGGCGCCUCAGGUCACCGUCGCAAUGACGAGCGUUCAAGUGGAGAGAGGUCGAACGAUGAGCGCUUUUUCGCCUGCUCGCUCACACCCUACGGAAUCAAGUUUAUCGGAUGGUCGAGGAGGAUUUACUAUCGCCCCUAUCAGGAAGACGGCGCGAUUGAAUCGAGAAGCCCCGCCUACUCCAAUGAUCGCUUCAUCGGCCGUAUCUUGUCAAAAGCCGUCACACCUCCCCAUACCGCCGCUUCUCUUAAAAGUCACCUAUGCAAGAUCGAGGGCUUUUCGGGAUCGGAGAACGCUCAUCUGUAUUCGUCACUUCUAAGCCAAACGAUCCUGGAUAAUUCUUCUCGUCUUGCUCUCAUGAACCGUCAUGGUCCAGGCUCAUCUGAGAAGGAGCCUAUGGUUCUGCUCAUCAAGAAUGUUGAAAAACGGUCGACCGGUGGACCUCAAACACCAGCAGGACUUCCUGAGAAUCCACUAGCCAACAUCAUCAAUUACGUUUACUACCGCUAUUACAACAAGGAGGGCGAAACCACCUCGAAGACGUCUUUCGAUGAAGAUGAUCCUGCCUUGGGACGCAUAAAUUCUCUUUCCGUCGCACCGCCCUUCAACAUCUCAUCUUUGAAAGCGCGACUCGCUGAGUUUGAGGGCUUUGGGGGCAAACAUUUACAACUAUUUGAGGACCUGAGCGGUGACAGCCCUAUGAGCGAUUCAGACACUAUAGCUCUUUUUACAGAUCAGCACCCAGGUUCCACAGCAGAUGAACCAAUGGCCUUCAUUUGCCUGAAUUGCGUGGACUCAUUGCCGGCAUCUAAGCCUCCGGAAGUUGAGACGCAAAUUAAACUCAUAACCGACGCUACCUUUGGCAAGUCAUUACCUCAAAAUCUUUCAUAUUCAGUCGAUGCUCCUGUUUGGCUGCCAAUAGUCAAGGGCGAAAUUUUAUUCUCAGAUGGAAUCAAGGUUACGAAGAAAGAUUAUAAAAAUAACAGCUACGAAGGGUACAUGGCGACAAACUCUGCUGGUAAACACGGAUUUGUGUUGUCCUGCCGUGUCAAGCAGAUAUAA
Molecule: messenger RNA, 1260 nt
Organism: Laccaria bicolor S238N-H82
Lineage: Eukaryota; Fungi; Basidiomycota; Agaricomycetes; Agaricales; Hydnangiaceae
Exons: 8
Coding region: 1-1260 (419 amino acids)
Source: RefSeq, a predicted model, not a curated record